GGGUCCCUCCGGCCGGUCUCGGAUUAGUCCCCCUUCGGGAUCGACUUGAUCACGCACCCCUUUCCCGGAGCAGUGCCUGUCAGAGCCAUGUCCCAGGGCCUGUACCACGAGGAGUUCGCCCGAGCGGGCAAGCAGGCGGGACUGCAGGUCUGGCGGGUGGAGAAGCUCGAACUCGUGCCGGUGCCCCAGAGCGCUUACGGCGACUUUUACGUCGGGGAUGCCUACCUGGUGCUGCACACCGCCAAGGCGAGCCGGGGCUUCACCUACCGCCUGCACUUCUGGCUGGGAAAGGAGUGCACUCAGGAUGAAAGCACAGCGGCUGCCAUCUUUACUGUUCAGAUGGAUGACUAUUUGGGAGGCAAGCCAGUGCAGAGUAGAGAACUUCAAGGCUAUGAAUCUACUGAUUUUGUUGGCUACUUCAAAGGAGGUCUGAAAUACAAGGCCGGAGGUGUGGCAUCUGGACUAAAUCAUGUUCUCACGAAUGACUUGACCGCUAAGAGGCUCCUGCAUGUGAAGGGUCGGAGAGUGGUCAGGGCCACGGAAGUUCCCCUUAGCUGGGACAGUUUCAACAAGGGCGACUGCUUCAUCAUUGACCUUGGCACUGAAAUUUACCAAUGGUGUGGUUCCUCGUGCAACAAAUACGAGCGUCUGAAGGCAAGCCAGGUUGCCAUUGGCAUUCGGGACAACGAAAGAAAAGGAAGAUCUCAACUAAUUGUGGUGGAAGAAGGAAGUGAGCCAUCAGAGCUCAGAAAGGUUUUAGGGACAAAGCCGGAGCUUAGGGAUGGAGACGAUGAUGACGACACCGUAGCAGACAUAACCAACAGGAAAAUGGCUAAACUCUACAUGGUUUCAGAUGCCAGUGGAUCCAUGAGAGUGACUGUGGUUGCAGAAGAGAACCCCUUCUCCAUGGCAAUGCUGCUUUCUGAAGAAUGCUUUAUUUUGGACCACGGUGCUGCAAAACAGAUUUUCGUAUGGAAAGGUAAAGAUGCUAAUCCCCAGGAGAGAAAGGCUGCAAUGAAGACAGCUGAAGAAUUUCUGAAGCAAAUGAAUUAUUCCACCAAUACCCAAAUUCAAGUUCUUCCAGAAGGAGGGGAAACACCAAUCUUCAAACAGUUCUUUAAGGACUGGAGAGAGAAAGAUCAGAGUGAUGGCUUCGGGAAAGUCUAUGUCACCGAGAAAGUGGCUCGAAUAAAACAAAUUCCAUUUGAUGCCUCAAAACUACAUACUUCUCCGCAGAUGGCCGCCCAGCACAAUAUGGUGGAUGAUGGUUCCGGCAAAGUGGAGAUUUGGCGUGUAGAAAAUAAUGGUAGGAUCGAAAUUGAUCAAAACUCAUAUGGCGAAUUCUAUGGUGGUGACUGCUACAUUAUACUCUACACUCAUCCCAGAGGACAGAUUAUCUACACCUGGCAAGGAGCAAAUGCCACGAGAGAUGAGCUGACAACAUCUGCAUUUCUGACUGUUCAGUUGGAUCGGUCCCUUGGAGGACAGGCUGUGCAGAUCCGAGUCUCCCAAGGCAAAGAGCCUGCUCACCUGCUGAGUUUGUUCAAAGACAAACCGCUCAUUAUUUACAAGAAUGGAACAUCAAAGAAAGGAGGUCAGGCGCCUGCUCCCCCUACACGCCUCUUUCAAGUCCGGAGAAACCUGGCAUCUAUCACCAGAAUCAUGGAGGUAGAUGUCGGUGCACAUUCUUUGAAUUCCAAUGAUGUUUUUGUCUUGAAACUGCGACAAAACAGUGGCUUCAUCUGGAUAGGAAAAGGUGCUAGCCAGGAGGAGGAGAAAGGAGCAGAGUAUGUGGCAAGUGUCCUCAAAUGCAAAACCACAAAGAUUCAGGAGGGCCAGGAACCAGAGGAGUUUUGGAAUUCCCUUGGAGGGAAAAAACACUACCAGACCUCUCCACUGCUAGAAACCCAGGCUGAAGACCAUCCGCCUCGGCUUUACGGCUGCUCUAACAAAACUGGACGAUUCAUCAUUCAAGAGGUUCCAGGAGAGUUCACCCAGGAUGAUUUAGCAGAAGAUGAUGUCAUGUUACUAGAUGCUUGGGAACAGAUUUUUAUUUGGGUCGGCAAAGAUGCCAAUGAAGUUGAGAGAACAGAAUCUCUGAAGUCUGGUAAGCGAGAUCCCAUGGACAAUGAAUGGCAUUUAUCCUGA
Leptonychotes weddellii (Weddell seal) is the source of this 2148-nucleotide messenger RNA. NCBI's taxonomy places the organism in Eukaryota, Metazoa, Chordata, Mammalia, Carnivora, Phocidae. The record is from RefSeq and is a predicted model, not a curated record.